Messenger RNA from Wasmannia auropunctata (little fire ant), 1267 nucleotides. It is a transcript of the gene eIF6, whose product is annotated as eukaryotic translation initiation factor 6. Lineage: Eukaryota; Metazoa; Arthropoda; Insecta; Hymenoptera; Formicidae. Gene Ontology annotation, cellular component: cytosol; preribosome, large subunit precursor; nucleolus. The record is from RefSeq and is a predicted model, not a curated record. The transcript has 7 exons. Gene Ontology annotation, molecular function: ribosomal large subunit binding. The coding region runs from base 225 to 968 and encodes 247 amino acids. Gene Ontology annotation, biological process: maturation of LSU-rRNA; assembly of large subunit precursor of preribosome; ribosomal subunit export from nucleus.
ACAUCUCCGAUAUCUCCGCUCGCGCUGAAGGUCUCGCAACUUCUCGCUCGUACUGUGCUCGUACUCUGUGACGGAAGCUCGUGUAGCGUGCCCGCGAACGGCAUUUGCCAAAUCUGAGCGAGGUUAACGUAUACGCGUGAGUUCGCACGAGCACCGAGAACCACGUUUACACGAUAUCUCAACCGGAAUACGUCGAUGUGAAAGCUCGCAACGUUCUUACGGUCAUGGCAGUUCGUGUGCAAUUUGAGAACAACAACGAGAUCGGCGUCUUCUCGAAGUUGACAAACUCCUACUGUUUGGUCGCGAUCGGCGGCUCCGAAAAUUUUUACAGUGUAUUUGAGGCAGAAUUAUCCGAGACUAUUCCGGUUAUUCACGCAUCAGUAGCAGGAUGCCGUAUCAUAGGUCGACUGUGCGUUGCGAACAAGAACGGACUAUUAGUACCAAACACGACAACAGACACAGAACUCCAACACAUUCGAAAUUCCUUGCCAGAUAAUGUAAAAGUGCAGAGAGUGGAGGAGAGACUCUCUGCUCUCGGCAAUGUUAUAGCGUGUAAUGAUUAUGUCGCUUUAGUUCAUCCAGAUUUGGAUAAGGAAACUGAAGAAAUUUUAGCCGACACUCUGAAUGUGGAAGUAUUUAGACAAACUAUCGCGAGUAACGUUCUUGUCGGUUCAUAUUCCAUUUUAUCUAACCAAGGUGGUUUGGUGCAUCCAAAUAUGCCUAUUCAGGAGCAAGAUGAGUUAUCUUCACUUCUGCAAGUGCCACUUGCGACUGGAACGGUGAACAGAGGCAGCAAUGUGAUUGCCGCCGGGAUGGUUGUAAGUGAUUGGGCUGCUUUUUGCGGCAUGGACACAACUUCGACAGAAAUCGCGCGUAUCGAGAGUGUUUUCAAACUUAACGAAGCUAAUCCAACUCCUAUUACAUCGAGUAUGCGCGCACCUUUUAUAGAAAGUAUGUCGGACUUAUAAGAAAUGCAUGCACCUUUUAUGGAAAGCAUGUCGGACUUAUUAAAAAGGACUUCUUUAAAACAGAAAAAGUAUACAGGACUAUACAUUAUGUAUGUGUACAUAAAACUCAAUAUUUAUGGCUUUAUCGGCACAAGAUUCUUUCAUCACCAUAUCUAUAACAAACACUUCUUCGUAAUUUCGACAUGAGAUAAUACGUGUAAUAAGAUACUCUAUAUUAAAAAUUUGUAUGAAAUACAAUGUUUCUGUCCAUAUAUUUGAUUAGUAGGAUUGUUGUAAAAUAAACUUGCAGUCAUUAGCUA